AUGGCAAUAGUCAACAAGUUGCGAAUCCAUGGUGACACGACUAAAGAUAGUGUUGUUGUCGAGAAGAUACUUCGCUCUAUAUGUGCAAUAGAAGGGGCAAAUGACAUGGAUAAGAUGGCACUAGAUGAACUUGAAAGUUCAAUUCUAGUUCAUGAAAGAAAGUUAUGUUCGCAGGAUAGUGAGGGUGAGCAAGCAUUGAAAGCUUCAACUCAAAACCAACCUUCAUCAUUUAAUGGUGCUAAUCAAGGAAGAGGCCGUGGGAAAGGAAGAGGAGGCCAUGCCCGUGGCAAUCAACAUCAGAAUAAUAUGUCACAUGGACGAAGGAGCGGGAGGGGCAAGGCAGCAGACAAAUCCAACAUUGAAUGUUAUCGCUGUCACAAACAGAAUGGAGAAGCAACAAUUUUUGUCGAAAAGAAGGAAGAAGUUUCUGAAGAGAUUUCUCUUCUGAUAGCAUGCCCAACCCAUCAAAACUUAUGGUACUUAGAUUCUGGGUGUAGCAAUCAUACAUGUGGAGAUGAGAAGGUGUUCUCUGAAUUAAACACUUCUUAUCGAGACACUGUUAAGCUCGACAAUAAUUCUAUAGUACCUGUGAUGGGAAAAGGAAAGGUUGCAAUCCAAACCAAGGAGAACUCUACAUUCACCAUUUCAAACAUUCUCUUAGUUCCAGAAUUGAAGACCAAUUUGCUCAGGGUGGGUCAACUAUAA
Ipomoea nil (Japanese morning glory) is the source of this 705-nucleotide messenger RNA. RefSeq lists its product as uncharacterized. The record is from RefSeq and is a predicted model, not a curated record. Bases 1 to 705 code for a protein of 234 amino acids. The transcript has 2 exons. Lineage: Eukaryota; Viridiplantae; Streptophyta; Magnoliopsida; Solanales; Convolvulaceae.